AAACCCGGAUGAUAAUGAGGUAAUCUCGCGUGAAUUACAAGCAAAUAUUUUAUUUUAGAAACAACAAUCGACGUCAACUCGAAGACUAAAAUGUCUUUUAAACGAGAAGGAAACGAUAGUUGUCUUCUAAAUACACUUAGAAAAAGGAGGAUUAAGGAACUCUUCAGUGAAGAUAUUCCUGAAGAUGAGGCAAAGUUACUUAGUAAUGGCAGGUUCGCUUGUUUGGUAUGCCAUCACAAGCCAAUAUUUGAUACAGUUAGCAUGCUUAGCAUUCACAGGAAAGGAAAAAAACAUCUCUUUGAUAAUGAAAUAUAUUUAAACAAGAAGAGAGAGCUUAUGCAUCUCAUCAACGCUCGCAAACACGAACAGUAUCUUAAGGAUGGUACAACCUUAAUUAAAAUGUCUGAGCCAAAACAUACAAGUAUAUUAAGCUCCCAGCCUUAUGAUCCUAGAGUGAAGAAAUUAAAAUUAAAGAAUGACCAUGAAGUCUCAACAUCUCUGACAAAUACUGGUUUCAAAAAGUCCAUGUCACCUGCAGAUAACUCAACUCACCUACCAGGUCAUUCACACUGGUCAGAUAUGUGCCAACAACAAAUGUCUGUUCCAGUCACUCAUGACCACAGGUUAAAGAACAUCUUUUCAGAGAGAGACAGAUCCCAGGAGUAUGUCAGAUGUGAGCCUUACAAAUCAAAAUACAGACCCACCAUAACAACCCUCACAGUGCCAAUUUCUUGUGACACGGUGAAAAAUACUGAUAGUAAAGUCUUAAUAGAUGAAAGAAAAAUCGCCAAUUCCAGUACAUCUAACCAAGCUAUGCAAGUCUAUGGUAACACCUCAAAUACUAAACUUUUACCCCAGACAAAAAUUACAAAAUCUAAGCAGUCUCAAACACAAGUUAAAAAGACUAAUCUUGCUACGACACAAGGUCAGAAUUCAACGAACAAAUUAAAACAACUUUCAGGUUCUGGCUGGAAGAGAGACUGGGAUGGUAGUUGGAUCAAGGAUGCUACAGCAGAGUUUGACUCAGAUGAAGAACCACCUGACAUUCCUUUACAACUUUAAUCUUACGUUCAAUAAAAUAAUUUAUUUCAAAAUAGACUUUUUAUUAUAUGAUAAAUAAUAAUAUUUGAUCUAUUUUUACACUCUGUUUGUCUCAGCAGUUUGAAACCUUUUUAGUUCUACGGACCCUUUUUACAAUUGCCCACUAUGUGGCGACCCAAUAGUACAAUCAAUUGUUUUUUGCUAAUGUUAUAAAAUCUUUAAAUGUAAAAAUAUCUAAAGCUGUAUAUUUUUAAAAACAAAACUCUAAAUAUUUCUUCUUAUAAUUUAAUACAGAUAAAUGACAUUUUCAUCUGCCUCCUUCAGUUGUGAACAUCUCGAACACUUUUUCAUAUUGUUGUGAAGCCCUAUUUUGGAGAGACACUCCCAUCCACAUAUAUUGCAUCUCAAGGUAGCUUUCGUGGUAGAGGAGUUGGCCAUUUUCUGUGUGGCCCGCUUUUCUUCAAGAGUCAAGGCCCUUUUUUUUUUUCUCGCUGUCUGUAGCUUUCUUGGUCACCACCUCUCUCCAACUAGUGCGGUCUAAGACUAUCUCUUCCCAAUGGUCAGUAUCAAUGUUUACUGAUUUUAAAUCCCUUUUUAUCACAUCAACCUAACGGAGGUGGGGGGUGACCAGUUUUUCUUGAGCCAGACGCAAGUUGCCCAUACAGAAUCAUUUUCGGAUGCAUUUGUCCUCCAUCCGGCAAACAUGUCCGAGCCAGUGCAGGUGGCGUUGCCUGAAGACCGUAAAGAUGCUGGGAGGGCUCGUUCUCGCAAGGAUCUCAGUAUUGCACACUCUUUAAGAUCCUCCAAAGGCAGCGUAUGUGGAAUGAGUUUAGUUUUCUCUCUUGUUUUGUGUAGGUUGUCCACGAUUUGCUGCCGUACAGUACUGUGCUAAGAAUGCAUGCCUUGUAGAUAUUUUAAAAACUCUUAAUUUCGUAAUUCUUGUGGAAUUUACUAAUAUUCAUACAUAAGUUUUAAAGACUCAUUCUGUAGCAUAAGUUGAAAUCCAAGAUCUUUGCAGACACUACAAAUAUUUUGCAAGAAAUUUUAUACUUAUUUCUCAGAAAUAAACAUAUUUUGUCAA
Molecule: messenger RNA, 2122 nt
Organism: Biomphalaria glabrata
Lineage: Eukaryota; Metazoa; Mollusca; Gastropoda; Planorbidae
Product: sodium channel modifier 1-like
Exons: 6
Coding region: 91-1062 (323 amino acids)
Biological process (GO): RNA splicing
Cellular component (GO): nucleus
Source: RefSeq, a predicted model, not a curated record